AUGACAAGCGUACUGGGAAACAAACUUCGAAUUGGGCUAUGCCAGCUUUUUGUUACCUCGGAUAAGACGAGAAAUAUUAAAAAUGCAAUUGAAAAGAUCAGACAAGCAAAAGAUAUGGGUGCUGAAUUAGUAGUGUUACCAGAAUGUUUUAAUAGUCCUUAUGGCACCCAAUACUUUAAACAAUAUGCAGAGGAUCCAAAUCGUUCUGACACACUAAAUCAAAUGGCACAAGCAGCCAAAGAUCAUGGAGUGUAUCUUGUCUCAGGCUCCAUUCCUACCAUCGGAAAGAAUGACAAAUACUUUAAUUCAUGUUUCGUAUUUAACAAGGAAGGAGAGAGAAUUGGACGAUAUGAUAAAAUUCACUUAUUUGAGAUUGACACUCCCACCAUAAAGUUCAAGGAAUCCGAGAUAUUGUCACCUGGCUCAGAACUGUUUUCAUUUCAAAUACCAGAAAAGAGUGCAACGAUUGGAAUUGGAAUAUGUUUUGAUAUCAGAUUUCCUGAGUUGGCAUCAAUUUAUCAAAGUCAACAUCAAUGCAAUGUAUUGAUAUACCCAGGUGCUUUCAAUAUGACUACCGGCCCUUUACAUUGGCAACUGCUAGCAAGAGGAAGAGCCGUAGAUAAUCAACUCUUCACAGUGUUGUGCUCACCUGCGAGAGAUGAAACAGCGAGUUAUGUUGCAUAUGGAAAUUCAUUAAUUGUUGACCCAUUAGGAGAGGUGAUUCAACAACAUGACGAAAAAGAAAGUGUGAGCGUGACAGAAAUUGAUCUGUCCAAAGUUCACACAGUACGAAAUCAAAUACCAUCAUUGCACAACAAGAGACAUGAUUUGUAUGAGAUACAUUUGAAAAAAUAA
Molecule: messenger RNA, 855 nt
Organism: Naegleria lovaniensis
Lineage: Eukaryota; Heterolobosea; Eutetramitea; Acrasida; Naegleriidae
Exons: 4
Coding region: 1-855 (284 amino acids)
Biological process (GO): L-glutamine metabolic process; oxaloacetate metabolic process
Cellular component (GO): mitochondrion
Molecular function (GO): omega-amidase activity
Source: RefSeq, a predicted model, not a curated record